AUGUCUUUGGAAUUUUAUGCCUUUUUACUGUUUACUAUUUCCUGUGUUUUCAGUUUUUUUGUUUCAUUCCUUCCUUCUUUCUUCUUUUUCUUUCUUUUUUUCUUUCUUUCUUUCUUUCUUUCUUUUUCUUUCUUUCUUUUUGCUUCAGUUUUCUGUUCUUUCCCUUUUUGGGGUAGCAUUUCUUUCUUUUUCUUUCUUUCUUUCUACCUUUCUUUCUUUCUAUCUUUCUUUCUUUCCGUGUUUUCACUAUCUUUGUUUUCUUUCUUACUUUCUUUCUUUCUUUCUUUCACCUUCUUUCUUUCUUUUUCUUUCUUUCUUUCAUCUUCUUUCUUUCUUUUUCUUUCUUUCUUUCUUUUUGCUUCAGUUUUCUGUUCUUUCCUUUUUGGAGUAGCAUUUCUUUCUUUCUACCUUUCUUUCUUUCUUUCUUUCUUUUUCUUUCUUUCUACCUUUCUUUCUUUCUUUCUUUCUUUCUUUUUCUUUCUUUCUACCUUUCUUUCUUUCUUUCUUUCUUUUUCUUUCUUUUAUUUUAUUCAGUCUUUCUUUCUUUCUUUCUUUCUUUCUUUCUUUCUUUCUUUCUUUCUUUUGUGA
Acanthosepion pharaonis is the source of this 588-nucleotide messenger RNA. NCBI's taxonomy places the organism in Eukaryota, Metazoa, Mollusca, Cephalopoda, Sepiida, Sepiidae. The record is from the annotation of a GenBank genome assembly.